AUGGCCGUAACCGCCUCGGUCCCGCGCGGCGACGUCACCGCCACCCUCAACUACUACAACCCCCCCGCCGACAAGUCGGCCGCGCCCUUCAACUUCGUCGACACCCCGCCGGCGGGCCAGCCGCAGCGCAACUACUCCGACGCCGCGCACGAGACGCUCAUCCGGGACCUGCGCGGCCAGGAGUCCGCCUUCUCGCUCGACCGCGACGCCUUCCAGGUGCUGCGCGACGUGCCCGAGUCCGCCGAGCGCGCGUUCCUCGACGACGAGGCCAUCCGCCGCAACUACUACCCCGAGGUCGAGCGCCUGCUGCUCGACAGCAUCCCCGGCUCCAACCGCGUGCGCAUCUUCGACCACACCAUCAGGCGCGCUGACCCGGCCGCGUCGCGCAACCCCGUCACGCGCGUGCACAUCGACCAGACGGCCCCGUCGGUCGAGAAGCGCGUGCGCCGCUACUUUGAGGGCGACGAGGCGGAGGCCCUCCUGCGCGGGCGCUACCGCAUCGUCAACGUCUGGCGGCCCCUCAACAAGAACCCCGUCGAGUCCUUCCCGCUUGCCUUUGCCUCCACGUCGACGCUCGAGGACGCUGAUGUCAUCCCCAUCGAGCACCGCUACGCAGACGGCUACCUCGGCCAGACGGCCGCCAUCCGCCACAACGCCGCCCAGAAGUGGUACUACCUUAGUGGUAUGACGGGCAGCGAGCGCGUCCUGCUCGAGUGCUUCGAUAGCGAGUCCCUCAAGCCCGGCUCCAAGAUUGGCGGCCGCGUCCCGCACUCGGCCUUUGUCGACCCCCGGACCCGACCCGAUGCCGAGGGCCGCGAGAGCAUCGAGGUGCGCGCGCUCGUCUUUGGCCCGUGA
Messenger RNA from Purpureocillium lilacinum, 855 nucleotides. RefSeq lists its product as uncharacterized. Gene Ontology annotation, molecular function: oxidoreductase activity. NCBI's taxonomy places the organism in Eukaryota, Fungi, Ascomycota, Sordariomycetes, Hypocreales, Ophiocordycipitaceae. The record is from RefSeq and is a predicted model, not a curated record.